Molecule: messenger RNA, 768 nt
Organism: Pezoporus flaviventris
Lineage: Eukaryota; Metazoa; Chordata; Aves; Psittaciformes; Psittacidae
Exons: 1
Source: RefSeq, a predicted model, not a curated record
UUAACAACUAUGGUUUUGUAAACUGAUUACACACUCCUGGGGAGGAGUUUCGAGGAGGAAAGAGCUGUGCAGUUCAUAAGUAUCUCGGUCUGGGAUUGCUGCAGUCUCCUCUGCCUGUGAACGUGCUGGUGAAGGGCAGCAUUCCUGCUCGUCUUGAAGCAGCAGCAUGGCUGAUAAGCUUGUGGAGAGCAAGAUCAGGUGUGACAAAGUAACCCUCUUUACAGAGAGAGGCUGCCGUUACUGCAGGAAUGCCGAGGAGAUGCUCAAGCAGUACAACUUUGUGCCUGGAGCCCUGGAAGUUGUUGAUAUCACCCAGCGCAAGGAUGUCCAGGAUUACCUGCAGCAAAGAACAGGGCAUAGAACCGUAAGUUCUCGCAGUUGUUCCACAGCACUUGCUGAUCCUCUAUCCCAGGGCGGCCACACCCUGGCCAGCUGCUGCAGAGGUGGAGGUGAGGGCUCUUUCCCCACGGCUUUUCCUGCCGGAUCACGGGGAGAAACUGCAGCCCGCUGCACUGGAAAGGAAGUUCCUUGCUUUGCCCGCCCUGUGCGUCCCGUCGCUGUAGCUACUGCAGGGCGAGUGCUCGGUGCCGAGGUGAGCGCCCGCUCCUCACCGCAGCAGCCGGAGGUGCGGAGCUUUGCCUGCCCAAGCUCUCACAUGCAGGGCAGGAGCCACCCCUCCGUGGUCCCCGCACCUCUGCGUAAUGAACACAACUUUGCUUUGACUCCCCAGUCCACCCCAGUGAGAGCAACAUCCAGCGAUGCCCAGGG